Messenger RNA from Brienomyrus brachyistius, 1548 nucleotides. It is a transcript of the gene atxn10, whose product is annotated as ataxin 10. The coding region runs from base 10 to 1455 and encodes 481 amino acids. Gene Ontology annotation, cellular component: cytosol. NCBI's taxonomy places the organism in Eukaryota, Metazoa, Chordata, Actinopteri, Osteoglossiformes, Mormyridae. The transcript has 11 exons. Gene Ontology annotation, biological process: neuron projection development. The record is from RefSeq and is a predicted model, not a curated record.
ACAACAAAGAUGGCGGCGCCCGCUGAAAACGUGAUGGAUUUCUCUGUCAAACUUAAUGAAGUUAAUAAUGAAGAUUUUGAUAACAGACACUUGUACAUUUUACAGAGUUUAACGAAGGCUUUUCGGGAGCCGGAGUUUAGAUGCUGCGUGGAAAAAGAUGUUCUCCGGACGAUGAUGGAGGUCUUAUCAAAGCUAUUUGAGGAGAUACGUGUUCUAAGCCAACAGGAGCUGGCGUCGGACCUAGGAUGUUUGUGCUUGCAUCUUACAGCAGAGUGUUUCCGAAGUCAGCGAAACGCCUGCGUGCAGUGCUCUCGCAACCAGACCUUAAUGAGAGAUCUGGGAUUCAUUAAAGUGUCACUCAGUCAUCUUACCAUGCUCCUCAAGCUUCAGCUGGAGAACGCAGACCGCCAGUUUGAGGCAGCGCUGCGCUGUGGAGUACAGUUCCUCGGAAACCUCGCGGUGGGGAACCAGACCUGCAAAGACGACAUUUGGAUGGACAGCUUUCCCCAUCUGUUCUUGGAGCUCCUGGACCACGGUGACGAGAAGACCGCGGCCUACAGUGCCAUGGUGCUCUACACUUGUCUGGACCCCAACAAAGUGGAAGACAUGGUCUCACAUCAGGAGCAUCAGGAUGUGGCCAGGAAGGUCAUCGCUCUUUGCCAGAAGCAGCCGGAUCUCGACUGGGCAGUGUUAAUAGUUACACAGCACUUCCUGAAGUCUCCUGAGCUCACUGAGAAGAUGUUUGCCGAGCUGAGCUGCCCUGAGAGGGUUACCCUGCUGGAGCUCAUCGCAGCCCAGCUGGGGGCACCGGAGGAGCCUCAGGAGCCUGUUAUCCUGCCCAGGCUCGCAGAGUUUCUGGCUACCUACUUCGUGGAUCACUGUAAGGCUGUACUGGAGCUGGCCUCUGGGCCCUUCCCUGCAGACACGGAUGCCCUGACUAUCACGAGGCUACUAGACGUGCUGUGCGAGAUGACCUCAGAUCGGAAGCCGUUUAUGUUCCUGCAGGAUCACCCAACGCUCCUCAGCAGCACCGUGGAGCUCCUGAAGGAGGUGCACUUCCUGGGCAAGGCUGGUCACAGUGUGUUCAGCACCAUGCAAGACUUCUCUGCGGCCAGCUCGGCUUCACACCCCGCUGUCAGCUUUAAGGCGCACCUGGUGCGGCUCGUCGGGAACCUCUGCCAUGUCAAUGUGGAAAACCAAAAUAAGGUCAGAGAACUGGAUGGAAUUCCUCUUAUCCUGGACAACUGCUGCAUUGAUAGCAACAACCCCUUCAUCAGCCAGUGGGCUGUCUUCGCCAUCCGUGUUCUUCUGGAGAACAACCGGGAGAACCAGGCGGUGGUUCAGGCCCUGGAGCGGCGGGGUGUGGCCAAUGACUCAGCCCUGCGGGACAUGGGCUUCCGGCUGGAGGAACGAGAUGGCAGGCUGUUGCUGAAGCCCAUCCGCAAGGAGCCAUGAUGGACAGUGGGGGGGCUUCUCUCCAGACCCAUGGCUACAACUACUGUAAAUAAUCCUGCUUCAGAGACUAAAUAAAAACAAAGAAACACACCA